AUGUCAUCCUUCUCUGGAUCGUGCCUUUGCGGUGGCAUUCUUGUGUCUAUCUCGUCAAACCCUGUAACCAUAUUCACAUGUUUUUGUGACCACUGCUGCAAAGGCGCCGGAGGCACGCAUCAAGUGAUUGCCAAAUUCACUCAUAAAUCCGUAGCUAUUACAACCGGUUCAGACCUCGUUUCCCACUUCACACUCAACAACACUUCGAGCGGCCUAGCCAAAGAAAAGGCGUUCUGUCGCGUCUGCGGGACCCCACUGUGGACGGCCCCCGCAUCGGCGCAGGGGCAGUUUCUUCUCAUCCGGACGAGUCUCCUGGACGGUGGCACGGCGCUGACCAGUCUCGGAACAAGAUCCAACCUGACGCCGGAGGCUGAAGUAUUUGUGAAGUCACGGCCCGCUUGGCAACACGCGGUGGACGGAGCUGUUCAAUGGGAGGGCAUGAGAAGAUAA
Molecule: messenger RNA, 450 nt
Organism: Colletotrichum gloeosporioides
Lineage: Eukaryota; Fungi; Ascomycota; Sordariomycetes; Glomerellales; Glomerellaceae
Exons: 3
Coding region: 1-450 (149 amino acids)
Molecular function (GO): carbon-sulfur lyase activity
Source: RefSeq, a predicted model, not a curated record